Molecule: messenger RNA, 2752 nt
Organism: Syzygium oleosum
Lineage: Eukaryota; Viridiplantae; Streptophyta; Magnoliopsida; Myrtales; Myrtaceae
Product: transcription factor GAMYB-like
Exons: 5
Coding region: 784-2466 (560 amino acids)
Source: RefSeq, a predicted model, not a curated record
AAGAAGAAGAAGAGAGAGAGAGAGAGCGAGAGGGAGGUGUUCAUGCUCAUGCGUCUUUUGAAGGUCCGCGAAAAUGGAGGAUAUCAUUCCUUCUCUCUCUCUCUCUCUAUCUCUUCUGUGAAGUGCAUCGACCGAUCAUGGCGUCUGUGAGGUGAAAGAGUAAGGUCUGCGUCUCCUCUUUCCUGUCCAUGGCGGUGGCGAUGGCGAUGGCGAUGGCUAUGUGAUGAUGGCGUUUUUCGCAUGAGCACGAAACUUUGAUUGGGGGGGGAGAAUUGAAAAAAGAAAAGCUGUUGCCUUCUCCGCGUUUGUCUCCCCUGAAUUCUCUCCGGUUUUGCCAUUUCUCCACUCAAUCGAUUUCGUUCCUCGCCCGCCUCUCCCUCCCUCCCCCUUUCCCUGAAAAAUCUUCCCUCUCUCUCUCUCUCUCUCUAGAGAGCAAAAGUCGCAUUCUCUCUCGUUCCUGUGAAUGUGUGUGGGUGGGUGCGUGCGUGUUUGGAUCUCUCGAUGUUCUGUACUUUCCUGCGCGAGGGUCCUCGGCUCCCUAGGCUCUCGUGAUCUGUAUUGAGGUGUUCCGUGCGUAGCUGUUCCUGGGCGACUUAGCUCAAUUCGAGACCUUGAUCCUGGAAAUUGCUAAUUGGCGGUGGAUUGAUCGGUCGGAGAAAGCAGUUCCCUUUUUUCGCGGAUUCGAAAAUCUUGCUUCUGCUCUGUCGUGGCCAGAUUCAGUUAGAUUGUCACCGCCCUGUUGCACUUCUGGAAAGGAUUGCUGUGCAAAUACAGUCGAAAGAUAUGAGCCACGCAACAUUUGAGAGUGAUGAUGGGGUACUCUGCCAGGAUCAGAUUGGCUCCCCUUUGAUGGACCAAGGCAAGAGUGGAGGAAGUGCAGAUGGCGGAUUGGUUCUGAAGAAGGGUCCAUGGACGUCUGCUGAAGAUGCCAUUUUGGUGGACUAUGUCAAGAAGCAUGGGGAGGGAAAUUGGAAUGCUGUUCAAAGGUUCUCAGGGCUUUCUCGUUGUGGCAAGAGUUGCCGGUUGCGAUGGGCAAAUCACUUGCGGCCAAACUUGAAGAAAGGAGCAUUUUCUGCGGAGGAAGAAAGACUCAUCGUGGAGCUCCAUGCAAAAAUGGGAAACAAAUGGGCCCGCAUGGCUGCACAUCUGCCGGGUCGUACAGAUAAUGAGAUAAAGAACUAUUGGAACACGCGAAUCAAGAGACGUCAACGUGCUGGCUUACCUCUUUAUCCUUCUGAGUUGUGCAUGCAAGCAUUGCAGGAUGGUCAACAAGGUCAGACAUUUUGCAGAAUGACCAAUGGGAAUAAAGGUCGCCAUGAGAUCUUGCAGAACAGUGGUUAUGAGAUUCCGGAUGUUGGAUUUGACAGUCUAAAGGCCAACCACGGUGUCUUACCUUAUGUUCCUGAAAUUUCCGACAUUUCUGCGACCAGCUUGCUGAUGAAAGGUCUUGCUUCUUCUCAAUAUGGUGGUUUAGUGCCGCCAACAAUGCCUCGUCACAAACGUCUUCGUCAAUCAGCAUCCUUUUACCCUGGCUAUGCUGGUAUUUUCAAAGAUGCGUUUCCCUUGAUGCAUCAAUUUGAGGAUGAUUCCCGCGAGAAACUUUCUCGAUCUAUUGUCCAUCCUUUUUCGAUUGAUCAUGAUCCGGAUAAGAACCCACUGCCCUUUGGUGUGGUUCAAGGUAGCCAUUCCUUUUCAAAUGGCAAUUCCCCGACUUCUGAGCCCUCUUAUGAGGCUUUGAAGUUGGAGCUCCCUUCACUCCAAUAUUCUGAAACUGAUUUAGGUAGCUGGGACACUUCUGCUUCCCCUCCUACUUUGCUUGAAUCGGUUGACAAUUUUAUCCUGUCUCCGGCUAGAACUGGAAAGGCUGAAUCAGAGUGUCUUUCUCCCCGUAACAGUGGGCUGCUGGAUGCUUUAGUUUACGAGUCAAAGACUAUGAGCAGUGCCAAAAAUAAUUCACCUGAAAAAAGUUCAAAUUCAUCUGCUUUGACACCUGGUGAUAUAAGCAGUUCCACCUUGGAUAUUUGCAAGUCUGAAUGGGAAGAGUAUGGUGACCCCAUCUCUCCACUGGGCCAUUCUGCAACUUCAGUUUUCAAUGGUUGCACUCCUAUGAGCACUAGUGGAAGCUCACUGGAUGAACAACUGCAUCCCGAUACCUUCACCGCAUACGAUGUGAAACCGGAACCUUUUAACCAGGUUCAGUCUCCUGAGAGCAAGCAUGAAAACCCUGCCCAUUGCGACUUGAUGCGGCCUGAUGCUUUGCUCGCUUCAGAUUGGUUUGGACUUGGUUCUGGAUCUCUGAAGGAUCAAUCUACCAUUUCUGAUUCCAUGGUGUCGCUUCUCGGAGAUGAUCUUUGCAACGACUACAAACAAAGCAUCGGAACUUGUUCUUCAGAUCAAGGAUGGAGACUUAAUUCGUGUGCCUGGAACAACAUGGCUUCUGCGUGUCAAAUGCCUGGACUUCCGUAGAAUUUGCUAGGCCGAAAUUUCCCCGAGGUCUGAAUCGACUUAUGUUCCUGUCGAUAAUUUGUCUAGUCAAUCCUAGUCGCGCGCAGAACACACGAAGGCCACCAUGACCAAAAUUAGAUUCUGGCUGUGGUUUCCUUAGUGCUCUUGCUCUUAAGACAUUUGGUAUUUGGAAUUUGCCCUGUGUGAAACUUUGAACUACAGAGGCAUUUAGGUGUAUGUUGACCUUGUUCCUCUAUAAUUGUUUGAAUAACCGAAUAUCCUGUAUUGGAUGCUUGGCGCAGGCUAA